Molecule: messenger RNA, 300 nt
Organism: Loa loa (African eye worm)
Lineage: Eukaryota; Metazoa; Nematoda; Chromadorea; Rhabditida; Onchocercidae
Exons: 2
Coding region: 1-300 (99 amino acids)
Source: RefSeq, a predicted model, not a curated record
AUGAAUCCUCAUCUUUUCCUGCUGCGAGGGUGUUAUCUACAACUUGCCGCUUUUGUAGUAACACAAGGAAGUCAGCAGCAUGGAAGGAAGAUAUCGCCCGUUAGCAAGUUGCAUGCAAUUGAACAUAUCGUCUCACCAAAAUAUGAAUCACUACCUUCUGACCCUGUGGUUGAUCAUCGUGCAUCUUUCGAUAGCUUUUCUGAUUUGGAUCUGGAAUCGCGGAAGCAGUCAUCUGCUGAGGAGCAUCGAAGUCAAGUAUUGCUACCGGAAUUAUUAGGUUCGUCUAGCAGUUAUGAAUAA